Molecule: messenger RNA, 3128 nt
Organism: Cavia porcellus (domestic guinea pig)
Lineage: Eukaryota; Metazoa; Chordata; Mammalia; Rodentia; Caviidae
Gene: Tns4
Product: tensin 4
Exons: 13
Coding region: 189-2294 (701 amino acids)
Cellular component (GO): focal adhesion
Molecular function (GO): protein binding
Source: RefSeq, a predicted model, not a curated record
GGGCGCCGGCUCAAGGCCACGUGCUGGCCAGGAGAAGGGCGGGCCGGGGGCGGGGCCGGGCUCCUCACCUGGCCCCAGCAGCCUCAGACAGACCGACCAUGCAGUCCGGCCCCAGCAGCUGCCCGGCCGCUGGCUCGCACAGGUCCAGCUGACGAGUGACAGCUCUGGGAUGUAAGUGAGGCUGGUGGAUGCCGGAAGCCGACCGCUUGGGACAGCGCCCCUCCAUGUCGCUGGCAGGAGGCCACACUGUCCGACCGGUGCCCCACGCGGAGCCCAGGACGACCUUGCACUCAGCACCCAGCCCCAGCCUGCCAGCCCCGUGUCCUUACUACACCACGGAAGGCUGGGGGGCCCAGGCACUGAUGGCUCCCACACCCAGCAAGGGGCCCCCAAGCCCAGUCCAGCAGACUCCAGAGCCACACGGCAAAGCCUCAGGAACCCCACAGGACCUGGACUCCUAUGUGGACUUCUCACUGGAGACCCUCAACCAGAUGAUCCUGGAACUGGACCCUACUUUCCAGCUGCUUCCCCCGGGCUUGGAGGGGCCCCAGGCCCAGGCUGCCCAAAGCCAGGACUCCAGGAGUAAGGAGGAGCCCAAAGGCAUAGAUAUCAAGUACAUCGAAGUGACUUCCCCUGGAAGGAGGUACCACGAUAGCUCCCCGUGCUGCUCUAGCCCAUCUGUCACCCCGCCCUUUGGCUCCCCACGCAGUGGCGGCCUCCUCUGCAGGGACGUUCCCCGGGAGACCCGCAGCAGCUCCGAGAGCCUCAUCUUCUCAGGGAGCCAGGGCAGGGCUUCCUCCCCCUGCUCCUCCCCCAGCAUCGCCAUCCCUUGUGUGGGGGGCAGGGCCUCAGGCCCCCCUGGCUCGGGCUCCCCAUUGAUCACCUCCCCGGGCCUGGAGAAGGGACUGACGGCCCUAAUGCCUCAUCGGGGCAGCAGGGUGUCCAUGCUGUCAGCCAGCCCGGGUUCCGACGUCAGCUACGUGUUCGGAAGCAGCCAGUCUCUGGUCCACUCUAGCAGCUCUGGCCACCAGUCAUCUUUGAGGUCCUUGGAAAGCCCAGCCAGCUCUUCCUCCAGCCUCCACAGCCUCGGUUCCGUGUCCCCGUGCACGAGACCCAGUGAUGUGCAGGCCCCCAGCAACCCCACCUCGGGCAUGGUGCAGCCCAGAACCACCCACUCCCUUCCGCUGGCCACAGAGCACCCCAGCAGCUGUCCCUCGUCCAUCACCAACUCCAUGGUGGACAUCCCCAUUGUGCUGAUCAACGGCUGUCCCGAACCUCAGUCUCCCCCACUCCAUCAGACAUCAGGACACCAGGGCUUGGUCCAGGCUGGAGCUGCUCCUCCCAAGUACCCCUGCCCGGCCACCGAGAGCUGCAGCCAGACCCUGCCGGACUCCCUCUCUGCCAUGGCCCCAACCAAUCAUCAAAUGAUGGAAGAUUCAGGUCCUGCCAGGGACACACAACCCACCAUGAAGUUUGUGAUGGAUACAUCGAAAUACUGGUUUAAGCCAAGCAUCACCAGAGAGCAAGCCAUUGAGCUGCUGAAGAAGGAGGAGCCAGGGGCCUUCGUCAUCAGGGACAGUUCCUCCUACCGAGGCUCCUUCGGCCUGGCCCUGAAGGUCCCUGCAUCUGCCCAGCACCGAUCAGCAGGCGAGGACAGCAGUGACCUUAUUCGCCACUUCCUCAUCGAGUCUUCUGCCAAAGGGGUGCACCUCAAAGGAGCGGAUGAGGAACCCUACUUUGGGAGCCUCUCUGCCUUCGUGUGCCAGCACUCCAUCAUGGCCCUGGCCCUGCCCUGCCCGCUUGCUAUCCCGCAGCAAGAGCUGGGAGCUGCAGAUGGAGCCGCAGAUCUCCCAACAGACAACCCUGCCUGCCUGAAACAAUCUGCAGGCUGCCACAGCUUGUACCUGAGCUCGGUGAGCGUGGAGACCCUGAGUGGGGCCCUGGCCGUGCAGAAGGCCAUCUCGACCACCUUGGAGCAGGACGUCCUCCCCACGCCCACUGUGGUCCACUUCAGAGUCACCGAGCAGGGCAUCACACUGACCGACGUCCAGAGGAAGGUCUUCUUCCGGCGUCACUACCCGCUCAGCACCCUGCGCUUCUGCGGCCUGGACCCCGAGCAGCGGAAGUGGCAGAAGUACUGCAAGUCUUCCCGCAUCUUCGGGUUUGUGGCCAAGACCCAGACGGAGCGGCAGGAGAACGUGUGCCACCUCUUCGCAGAGUACGACACGGUGCAGCCGGCCUCGCAUGUCAUCAGCCUUGUGAAGGUGCUGCUGCAAGCGGCCGAGAAGCCGUAGUGGGCGCUGGACUCCCCGCACUCCCUGGCCGCUGGGCUCCUGGAAGCUUCUGCCUGCCCUGCUGCCCCACCGGUGUGGUGGCUGGGGAGAGGCGGACUGCUCUCACCCUGAGGCUGGUGACGUGUGAGCGAGGGCUAGGGACAGGCUGUGUGUCCCCGGUGCCUGUCCUGUCCCCACUUUCCUGACGUCCUUUGGAAUCCACCUGUCCAGGGGUGGCUGCUGUGACUGUCGCCAAGUGGGAGGUGUGGGCGGUGACAGAAGAGCUCUAGGGAUGCUUGGAGGGGUCUGCGUCUGGCGGCAGCUGGGCCUCAGUGCAGUCCUGCUGGGUCCUCUGCCCAAGACCCUCACACCUAGGGACCCCAGGGACCCUAGGGAGGGGCAGCCCUGCCCGGGUCAACCCUCCAGCCCCGCAGCCACCACCGGCAUCACAGCCACCAGGGGGCAGCAGAGAGUCAAGAAUGCAAAGCGUCCACUUGCCUCUCUUCGAAGGUCUCUUCAAAGUUGAGUCUUUUCUGCCCCUUUCCACCAGCGGGAGGAAGCCCCAGAGACAGCAGCUGCUUCUCCAGCAGCCUUGGGCUCCCCAAGAAACGGUGUGGGGCAGGAGGCGGGGUGCACAGCAAGAGCAGCAGCAGCAUCUUGAGCUGAAGUCGGGCCUGAAGCUGUGAUUUCAGCUCGGAGAGGAGCUGGGACUGCAGGGCCCCUACUGGUGGGAGUCUGGGACUGGACGGCCACCCACCGGGCCCACGUUCAGAUGUGGGGCUGGUGGGGUCCCCCGGCACUGUAAAUGACUGUCUUUCCCAUCACCAGAAAUAAAGCAUCCAGCGCUGCACAGUG